Molecule: messenger RNA, 1674 nt
Organism: Bradysia coprophila
Lineage: Eukaryota; Metazoa; Arthropoda; Insecta; Diptera; Sciaridae
Molecular function (GO): protein binding
Source: RefSeq, a predicted model, not a curated record
CGCGCGUCAGAUUACUGUGAACAUUCGUUCCUUGUCCGCAACUAUAAUUUGCAGUAUUUCAAUUAAUCUAAAGAUCAAAGAUCCAUCCAGAUCAAUAAGUCAUUCGCUUGGUUGGAGCCGUGCAAAAAACUAUGUCGAGCCCAGAUCAAUACAACAACAACAUCCUAGAUCUCAACGAUGAUUGCUUCUAUCAUAUCUACGAAUUCUUGCCAAUACUUGAUUGGUGUUCUCUACGCGACACAUGCACCCGCUUCCGCACAAUUGCUGAUUAUUCAUUUGAGAGACGAAGUGAAACAUUCGAGUUGACAAAAAUAGACAGUUCGCGCAAAUUGGUCAUCUCAGAAGUGCAACGUGUUCUAAGAUGUUUCGGCACAUUCAUGAAAAAAUUGUCGAUCAAUAAAGACCAUUUUGGUUGGCGUGCGAAUUGUACAGAAUUGAUGCCGUAUCUCGAUCGCUAUUGCCAGUCGUUACUCGACCUGGAAAUUGUCAGGGUCGUUUUCAAUCAGGCGACGAUCAAACAAUGCAACAGACUGUUUUCGAACUUACAUCGAUUGGUGAUAAAUAAUAGAUAUCUCGGCGAAGAAGCUUUGUCUGAUUGCUUGGCUAAGUGCACAUCAUUGACAAAAUUGGAACUUAUUGGCUUGUCUGGCACAUAUGGAAAUAGUUUAGCACACACUCGCAUCGAAUCGUUAAAAUCAUUUGAGAUGAAUCGCUGUUCUGAUCUCAGCUAUGAAGCGGUCAAUAGAUUUCUUACCAUAAACUGUCAACUGACGCAAGUCAAAUUAAUUGAUGUACGAUUUCUGCAUUGUCACGAUUCGGACACCAUCCUCGACGAUGUCGCCAAUAAGUUGCCGAAAUUGGAGACUCUGAGUUUGCGCUUCAACAGAACUUUCAAGCCGAACAUUUUAUCUGUGACAGGAAUGACUUCGCUCAAGAAACUCGAAGCUGAUGUAGAGCGCGUCGCCGAUAACAUUGUGAAUCAACUGCUAAGUGGCCUGGCCGUUCACAAGAGCAUCGAAGAUCUUCAUUUGGAGCAGUUCAAAUGUACUGACGAGUCGAUCGGACUGUUGACUUCAUUGAAAACUUUGAAAAUACUGAAGCUCACAAAAACGAAUCGAUUGGAUGGGAACCAAUGUAAGAGAUUAGCAUCCGGAUUGGCUGGCCUAGACGAGAUUCAUGUUUUUGAAUGCAAAGACACUUCGUUCAAUGACGUCAAAGAAUUCGUUGUACAUAUCCCGAAUUUAAGGAGAAUUGUAUUCAAUCGUGCUAAAGAACAACGUGGACCAUCAAUUGUGCCAGAAAUGUUUUGCUCGUUGGUGGUAAUUAGGAAAUGCCAAGUAGCGAAGAAAAUUUUAUCGAUUUGUCUGAACGAUAACGACUUGCGUCAAAUCCAAAAUGAAUUCAAAUCGACUGGAAUGGGAGACACCAUUGCUGAGCAUGUACACGUUGUGAAGUUGUUACCGUUGGAUGAACAGCAUCGGAGGACCGUAUCCGAGGACGGGAGUGAUGAUUUAUUAACCUUUAGUGAACAUGACUCUAGUUUCGAAAGAGUAGGUAUUUGCGGAGAAUUCUGGUGUGCAACAGGUCUAAGUGAUACCAACUAUAAGCAUAAUUUUUAACGCAGACCGAGGCCAUGUUACGUGUAUGACAACAAUUUUUGAAAUAAAAUUCUAC